Megalops cyprinoides (Indo-Pacific tarpon) is the source of this 1732-nucleotide messenger RNA. RefSeq names its product alpha-1,3-mannosyl-glycoprotein 4-beta-N-acetylglucosaminyltransferase C-like. Gene Ontology annotation, biological process: protein N-linked glycosylation. The coding region runs from base 289 to 1719 and encodes 476 amino acids. The transcript is spliced from 6 exons. Gene Ontology annotation, molecular function: acetylglucosaminyltransferase activity. NCBI's taxonomy places the organism in Eukaryota, Metazoa, Chordata, Actinopteri, Elopiformes, Megalopidae. The record is from RefSeq and is a predicted model, not a curated record.
UUUAACCGCUUGGUGUGCCUCGUUGUCGUUUAUUGAAAAUGAAAAAUGCAUCUCCGUGUGGCCCAGAAUGAAUCCUCCAACUUACUGAUGUGCUUUAUGGCAAGGCCUCGUACACCCCAGAAACCCAAUCAGCAGUCCUAGGUUCCAUGGAGCAACGUGACUGCUGCGAACAUCUGUGAAGGUGCAGCGAAAGGUCAUGUGUUUCUGGAGUCCCUCUACGAGCGACGGGCGCCCUUCUUCAGAGACGUCCGAAUCCUGAAGACAGAUCUCAGUGGAUGCUUUGCCGCCAUGAGGCUGGUCUGGAAGUACGUGGACAAGAUGAGGUGUUUCCGGAAGCGCUCCGCCAUCCCGCUCCUUGGCGUCCUGAUCACCUGCCUCCUCUUCCUCAACCUGUUCAUCGAGGACGGCUAUGUACUGGAGGAGGACAAAAGGCAGAGAGAGACGUCAAUACAUCAGCUGAACUCUGAGCGAUACGUUCACACCUUCAAGGACAUCUCAAAUUUUUCAGGAACUAUAAAUGUGACUUAUCGCUACCUGGCAGGAUCUCCAUUGCCAAGAAAGAAAUACCUGACCAUCGGACUGUCUUCUGUCAAAAGGAAAAGGGGAAAUUAUCUCAUGGAGACGAUAAAGUCCAUUUUUGACCAGUCCAGCUAUGAGGAACUUAAAGAGAUAGUGGUCGUGGUUCACCUGGCAGACUUUGACUUAGCUUGGUGUGAGAGCCUCGUGCAGGAAAUCUCCAGAAAGUUCGCCCACCACAUCAUAGCCGGAAGGCUGCUGGUCAUACACGCUCCCGAGGAGUACUACCCGUCUCUGGAUGGGCUCAAAAGGAACUACAACGACCCCGAGGACCGGGUCAGGUUCCGGUCCAAACAGAACGUGGACUACGCCUUCCUCCUCAACUUCUGCACCAACCUCUCCGACUUCUACAUGAUGCUGGAGGACGACGUCCGCUGCUCCAGAAACUUCCUGACAGCUAUGAAGAAAGUGGUCACCUCUCGGGAGGGAUCCUACUGGGUGAUGCUGGAAUUUUCCAAGCUGGGCUACAUCGGGAAGCUAUAUCACUCCAAGGACCUGCCUCGCCUGGCCCACUUCCUCCUCAUGUUCUACCAGGAGAUGCCCUGUGAUUGGCUGCUGAUCCACUUCAGAGGCCUGCUGGCGCAGAAAGACGUGAUCCGAUUUAAGCCCUCGCUGUUCCAGCACAUAGGGUAUUAUUCGUCCUACAAGGGGUCGGAAAACAAACUGAAAGACGACGACUUCGAGGAGGACUCGUUCGACAUCCCCGACAACCCGCCCGCGAGCCUGCACACGAACAUCAACGUGUUCGAGAAGUACGACGCCACCAAAGCCUACAGCAACGUGGACGAGUACUUCUGGGGAAAGGCCCCCUCCACCGGAGACUUCUUCGUGAUCGUCUUCGAAAAGUCGGCCAAGAUCAGCAAAAUCAAGAUCGUCACGGGGACCGACGACCGGCAAAAUGACGUGCUGCAUCACGGAGCCUUGGAAGUGGGGGAGAAGCUAGUCGGGACCAAAAAGGGGAAACAGUGCACGUCGUACAUAACCUUAGGAGAAUUUAAAAAUGGUAACAUUGAAGUCCGUGAUGUCAACCGGCAGAUCGCAUUUGACAUUGAUUGUGUUCGCAUCGUGGUCACAGCCAGUCAAAAAGAGUGGCUGAUAAUAAGAAGCAUAAGCAUUUGGACUACACAGCCAUCAGGUCAAUAAUUAACUCUAUUAU